UAACUUUCGAUUAAAAACAAAUAGGUCAAGUUUAGCGGUAAGGUUUGAGGUAAAUGGUAAACGUUUUAAGACUUUUAACUCUUUUAAGUUUAACCGUGCCAAAAGGGCCCAAAACUCUACUAGACUACUACGAAAAAAUACAAUCCCUGCUCCCUCGCUCGUCAGUCACUAGUCUCGCCCCAACCUCUCUCGUAAUUGAUCAGGAGCACAGAGGAUGGAGGUUGAUGGGAUAAAUGUGGCGGAGGCGGAGGCGGAGGCAGAGGCAGAGACAGGGAAGGGGGUUAAGAGAAGAAGGUUAACACCCACUUCUAAAUUGGAAGGUGCUAAGGAAGCUCUUAUCUGGGUUCGUUUGAGUUAUGGAAGUAUUAGCGAUGGCAACUUAAAGUGGUUUAAGAUCAACAUCUCAGGCAGUUUGCUUGAAAAGCUUAAGCAACAACGUUAUUUAUCAUUGUCUUGUGAUAACAUAGAAUGUGACAUUGAUCCCAAUUUCAAUGGCCCUUUUGAUAUCCCAAAACCCAUUCCAUCCCCUACGAUUGAUAGAGGUUUUAACAAAAUGCCCCGUUGUGCUUCUAUUGGAUCUAUAAUGUACGCCCUUGGUGGCGAGAGAACUGCAUUCGACGACAUGACCUUACACCAGAUCAAGAAUGCUGCCUCAGGUCGUGAUUGAGCCUGUUACUGGUGGCAAACCCUCUUAUACCCGCCCUCCUAAAAACAAUAACAUCUAUAAUUCAUCUCACCGCUUUCAAUCUUUUGAUUUCAGCCAGCCUCACCUUCAGUGUGAGAUCAGUGGAAGCCCCCUUAAUACUCCUCGCUACCUCCCGAAACUGGUUACCAUUGAUGGUAAGCUUUAUAUUUUUGGUAGUUAUGAUAUUUCCGACGAGGAAGCUUGUUUUGCUGAGGUGUAUAAUCCCGACAUCGGAUAUCGGGUGCCACUUCCAAAGCCUCCCUUUGGUAGGUUGUUUGACAAUGAACUCAUAGUUUUACCCAUGACCAAGUAUGGGAGGCUUUUAUGUUAGGAUACCGUUUCAACAUAAUAUACACCUUUGACACACUCACAUGGUAUUGGCGUCCUUUCAACAAUUGUCCAGAUCUUGCUAAAACACUCUCCAGCUUUGGCGUUAGGCGUAGGACUGAUGUUCUACUCUCUGAGUCCAAUGCUGUUCUCUACUGGAUCAGCCCAGGUGGGCGCUUAUGUGCCUAAUUUGUUGGAUGGCAAGCAUUGUACUACAGUCCUCUCUGGUUUUGAGAGUGAAUAUGUAAACCAUGUUUUGAGGGACUACACUGCCCAUCCUUUAGUGUUUCUAUCCUUAUCCAAAAAUCUCUUUGCCCUCAUAUGGUGCCAAAAAUGCUUGGAUGAUGAUUGUGUUCUGUCAUCUCGCUUGCAUAUCAAGAUGUUGCAUUUCAAUACGAAUAUUGAUACUGAUUCUGAUUCUGGUGACAAAAUUGAGCCCUUUUUGGCUGUUACUAUGGGGAAAUGCCUGACUUAUACGUUUCAGGACAAAAGUGCUAUUUUAAUUGAUGCCAUCUUGAUGGACUCGGGGAUAAAGAUGAAGGGAAGAUAUCAGCUCCGUGGCCGCUGCCCCCUGGUAGCAUAGAAAGCUGGCUGUUAGAGCAUGAGAAACCAUGGGAGUUGCUGCUAAGAGUUACAUGUUAAGCCGGUGUAUUAAGUUUAUGUAUAUGCAUUAUUUUAUUUUGAAUAUAUAAAGUGAGACUUACUUGGAACUAAUUUCUAGAGAGUUAUCAUCCAUUUUAAGACUAGCAAGUUAUUGCACGUUACGCUCAAUUGUUUGGAGUAACUUAAUUUGCGAAGUUAAUGGACUAAUGAAGGAGGCCUUCAGGGUAAAGUAUUGUGAAUUAUGGCCUUAAUUUGUAAUUUUGGUGGUUGUGUUUAUUUUGUAAGUAGCCCUAAGAUGUGAAGACUACUACAAUUUUUCUGGGCUUAUACUAAACUAGGAUUUCCCUUCUCAGCGUAA
Molecule: messenger RNA, 1973 nt
Organism: Chenopodium quinoa (quinoa)
Lineage: Eukaryota; Viridiplantae; Streptophyta; Magnoliopsida; Caryophyllales; Amaranthaceae
Exons: 3
Coding region: 1134-1595 (153 amino acids)
Source: RefSeq, a predicted model, not a curated record